Messenger RNA from Belonocnema kinseyi, 828 nucleotides. RefSeq lists its product as uncharacterized. The transcript has a single exon. Gene Ontology annotation, molecular function: nucleic acid binding. The record is from RefSeq and is a predicted model, not a curated record. Gene Ontology annotation, biological process: DNA integration. Bases 1 to 828 code for a protein of 275 amino acids. Lineage: Eukaryota; Metazoa; Arthropoda; Insecta; Hymenoptera; Cynipidae.
AUGAAACAUUUGGAAGACAUAUAUUAUGACCCUUCGCAUGAGGCUUCUUACGCGGGUGUAGAAAAGAUUGCCAAGUCUACACGGGGAAAUAUUCCACGUAAUCAACUAAUUGACUGCUUAAAGAGUCAAGAUGCAUACAAUCUCCAUCAACCUAUUGGACGUAAAUUUUCUAGACAGCAUUACAGUGUGUGUAAUAUUGAUGACGUUUGGGAAAUUGACCUAGCAGACUUGAGAUCUUUACAAAGCUACAAUGAUGAUUUUUCCUAUCUACUGGUUGUCAUUGACGUUUUGAGCAAAUUUGUCUGUGUUGAAACACUUCAAAGUAAAACUGCAUCUGAGGUUAAAGAAGCAUUUGAACGAAUUCUUCAUAGAACCGGUGGUAGAAUACCAGUCUACCUGCAGAGUGACAAAGAAAGAGAAUUUAUUGGUAAAGUUUUUCAAAAAUUCUUGUCAGAUCUUGUAAUACAGUUUCGUGUUACACGAGACCCUAGUAUAAAGGCUGCCAUUGCUGAACGUUUCAAUCGUACAAUUAAGGAGCGUAUGUGGCGGUACUUUACACGCCGUAAUACUCAUCGAUACAUUGGUGUUCUCCAACUAAUGGUACAUGCAUACAAUAGUGCUCGUCAUUCAAGCAUACGUAUGGCGCCAUCUACAGUAAAUCUCCAAAAUGCUGCUGUAGCUUGUGUAGAAAACGACGAAUUCAUUGUUGAAAAGGUGAUUCAAACAAAGGGCCACGGAGCUAAGAAACAGCUUCUUGUAAAGUGGGUUGGGUACCCUGACAAAUUCAACUCGUGGAUACAAGCUACAGAGCUAAACACUCUACAAUGA